This is a messenger RNA of Ostreococcus tauri, 1461 nucleotides long. RefSeq names its product unnamed product. NCBI's taxonomy places the organism in Eukaryota, Viridiplantae, Chlorophyta, Mamiellophyceae, Mamiellales, Bathycoccaceae. The transcript has a single exon. Bases 1 to 1461 code for a protein of 486 amino acids. The record is from RefSeq and is a predicted model, not a curated record.
AUGGACGAGGACGCGCGCCUGCUCGACGCCUCCGCCGCCGACGGUGACCGUGGACGAUGGCGACGUCGACGCGCGCUCGCGCUCGGCGUCGCCGUCGCGGCGUCGCUCGGUGUCGUCGCGUUCGGCGCGCGCGCGGAUGGGACGCGGACGUGGCGACGGACGGGGGCGACGGCGACGGCGACGGCGACGACGACGAUCGUCGUGCUCGGCGAUGCGAGUGAGGGUGAAGAUCUCGAGCGCGCGCGGACGUCGAUGGCGUACGCGGAGCGGGCGAUGGUGAUGGAUGGGGCGUCGGCGGAUCGCGCGCGGACGCGCGUGCGGUUCAGCGCGGGCGUCUUCCCGAGUCGAUGGCCGGAUACGUUGAGCUUGGCGAGCUCGUAUGUGAAUUAUUAUCGCGAUGGGAAGUGCUGCGAUGACGAGAGCGUGGAGUCGAGGUAUCCGUUUGAUGAUAUUUUGAAGAGCGAAAAGAUUAAUCGGUGCGCGCCGGGGCAUCGGUGCGGCGAUCCGACGCUGACGCAUCACUUGGGGUGCUUCACCUCGCACUUGGGGGCGUUCGAGGAGGGUUUGAGGACGGAGGGAGAUAAGUUUGUUAUCUGGGAAUCCGAUGCGCCGCACAUGGCGUCGGUGCACGUGGCGGAUUACGACGAGUUGGCUCGACGCCUCCCCGCGGACGCAGACAUGGUGUGGAUGCAGGUACACCAAAACGCUCCAGGGCCGUUCGUAGGUAAGUUCCCUUCCAAGGCGAGCGGUAAGUGGACCGCGGAGAUGCGUAAUGAGCAGCUCGAGGCACAUAACGCGUCGAGCAGCGUGUACCUCUAUCGCUUCAACAAGCAAACCGGUUGGGCGGGUUCGUCGAAUAUCAUGUGGACGCGCAAAGGUUUGUUAAAGGUGCGCGAAUACAUCAAGGAAAAAGGCGGCGACAUGAUCGACGCCUGGCUCUACAUGGGUUGCAUGAAACGAUGCGAGACGCAUGAUUGCAUGAAUUUGGUGUGCUACGACGCUCAGACGAGGGCCAUUCCCAAGGAAUGGCUCGGAGGUUUCGUGCCCAACUGGUACGAGCAGGAUGGCGUCGACCGCGCGGUCGAUCCCGAGAUGUAUCUCCCCUUCGACAAGGAACACCUCAGAUACAACCAGAUGGGAUGUGAAAGAGGUGGUGCAGAUUUCGAGCAGCACGGUGCCUUCUUCCCGGUCGGCUUGGAGGCGGACGGCGAGGUCUUUGAGGACACCAUUAAUAACGUCUUGUCGUACGAGGGCGCGAUGCAGGCUUUGGUGAACCCGUGCGCCACUGCGCUCCCGCUCCAUCCACCGCGCGUCGACGCGCGAACCGCCUCCGUGGCUUCGCUCGCGUUACGUAAGAAGAGCACAGACGGCAUUCUCUUCCAGAGCACCAGAGUGAUAGCCGAAGACGUACUCAUCACGGCGCUGCGAGAAGAGCGAUCGAAAUCAUCCGAAGCGCGUUAA